AAUUUGUUUAAGAAGAAACCAAUUAUAAAAAAUUCUUCUGAAUCGUCAUACACGAGUAACUUCAGUGAUAGAGUAUCGGGGGGUAAGGUAAUAGAAAAGUCUCGGGAUGCGGUCGUUCAAGAUGCUGAGUCAUUGUGGGAUUGCAGAGACCGAAUUUUGUUGAGUGUGCGAAAGAUUAAGACCAAAGAUCAAGUCGAGAAGGAAGUCGAGAAAGAUAAAGUUAAAAAGCAACUUGAAGAAACACCUAUAAUCGUCGAAGUCAUUGCAGAAUUUCAGACUGACAUCACAACAGCGAACCUAAAGGUUAAUGUUUCAAGUCAGACAAAUGAUCAAUUAAUGGGCCUGGUGGUUACAUUUAAGUCAACGACUGAUAAGAGUCAACAGACGAGCACCGAAAACUGCAUAAAACGCGUUUCAAAAAAGACCAUACUUCCGCCUGUGAUUAAACCUCAGAAUAUUAAAUGGGAUGAAAGUUGUGCACCGAUGAAAGAAUAUAUCACAUAUAACUCUAUAAUUCACAAGCUGUGUCAAUUGAAAACGAGUAAUAUGACAUUUUCAAGACACGUCGUGAAUAGGAUACUCUCGCCGUUAUAUUGUUGCAACAGCGUGUGCCAUUGUCAUCCGUAUUAUGAAAACAUGGUGCCUGUACACAAAAUCGUGUACGCCGUGACGAUGCUCGCCAGUUUGGUACUCAAGACGCGUCAAUGGUUGGAAAAAUGCCUACAAUAUCAUCAAGCUGUCACACAAAGAUCCGAAAUCGAAUUUAGACUGUAUGCCGCCGCUGCCGAGACGAAGUAUUUGGCCCGUGAACUGACAUUUUUAGGGAUUGUCGUAAAUCAUACCACCGGUACGGCGGAUCAGGUCGAAAUGCUCAUUGACGUCUAUGAUGUGUGUUUCAGACGUUUUAAAAAGAUAAUGAAGUCUGUGCGUUGGAUUGAAAUGCUGCGGAGCGAAGGGAAAUAUGAUAACGAUGGCCGAGGUAGUCUUUCCACGACGGAUCAAAAUAAUUGA
Molecule: messenger RNA, 1011 nt
Organism: Rhopalosiphum maidis (corn leaf aphid)
Lineage: Eukaryota; Metazoa; Arthropoda; Insecta; Hemiptera; Aphididae
Exons: 5
Source: RefSeq, a predicted model, not a curated record